This is a messenger RNA of Pocillopora meandrina, 417 nucleotides long. The record is from the annotation of a GenBank genome assembly. NCBI's taxonomy places the organism in Eukaryota, Metazoa, Cnidaria, Anthozoa, Scleractinia, Pocilloporidae.
AUGCCACAUGCAUUACUCAAAGAAGUGUGGGAUUUGCCUGGUGAGGAUGUUGAUACAGACUUCCCCCAAAAUCAGGGUCAACUACCCUCUGUGGAUGUUAACAACACAUCCAGAAUAAAUGGAAGUUUCAAGCAUCUUCUUCGUUGGUUGCUGAUUUUCCUGUGCCUUUGGUCUUCAUUUUCUUCAUUAUCUGACAAUGCAUUGGAAAUACUUCUUACUUUUUUGAGGGCAAUGUUUGAUUCCAUGGGUACAAUCUUUCCAGUUGUUGCAAGUUUUGCUGUGCUGUUCCCAAAGUCAGUCCAUUUACUACGCAAGCAACUGGGACUGGACAAAGACAGAUUUAUUAAAUACAUUGUGUGCCCAAAGUGUCACACUUUGUACAAUUUUGAUGACUGCUAUGAACUGGUUUGCAGUUGA